Molecule: messenger RNA, 3844 nt
Organism: Lytechinus pictus (painted urchin)
Lineage: Eukaryota; Metazoa; Echinodermata; Echinoidea; Temnopleuroida; Toxopneustidae
Product: glycosaminoglycan xylosylkinase-like
Exons: 8
Coding region: 168-1628 (486 amino acids)
Biological process (GO): protein phosphorylation
Cellular component (GO): Golgi apparatus
Molecular function (GO): phosphotransferase activity, alcohol group as acceptor
Source: RefSeq, a predicted model, not a curated record
GCAGUACGAAGGAUGACUAAGGACGGACCGAGCGAAGUAUCCUAGUUGAGAUUUGGAGGAAGGAAGAUAUACUCUACAUGAACAUGACUUUGCUGGAACCUUCAUGCAUGUGUAUGUGAAGCCAACUCAAGACAUGAACAGUCACAAGUUCUUUGCUUGGAUGAAAUAUGAGGUUAAAAUUAAAAUGGGUGCUCUGUGUAUCUGCACUCACUGUGGGUAUGUGGUUGACGAUCAUCGUUAUCAUGCCAGCACCAUCGAACACCGACAGAGGAAAAAACAGUGUGGAGAGAGAACACUACAAAUCUGGCCAAGAUGACAAAAGGGGUCAUGCAGGGGUGGAUGAGGUCAAAGGUCAUGUAGAUGAGUCCGCUGUGAAUGGACAACAAAAGGAAACGUCGGACAAUGUAGAUAUCGUGGGCAUCAGGAACACAGACGAAAGUGAACAAGAUGGAAAAGAGAAAGAAGUUCCACAGGGUGUGGAGAUAGAGAACAUACGAGGCAAUCCUCCAAAUGGGCAGAGCAUUGAGAGACUUCAAAAUGAAACUCAUCCUCUAGAACUGGACCUCAUACCGGACUUUAUUCCUCAGAGGCGACAUGAGUAUUCCAGCUUGUGGAGAAAAGCAGAAGGUUGGGUGACGUCAAGUGAGAUCAUGCCAUCUUCCGCCAAGGAUCUAGGGUCGGUGCUGUAUGCGAUGGCCCAUGCACCCAUCACCAAGGCUGAUGUCGGAUUCAAAGGUACACAACUCAAGGCAAGGUUGAUGCUAGCAGGAGGUCAACUAGUUGUAUACAAGCCAAAGAGGUAUCAACGAGACUUUGUUAUUUAUGGAACUCCUUAUGCAGGCUAUGACAGACAUAAUGGAGAAAUAGCUGCCUUUCAUUUAGAUAGAGUAUUAGACUUUCGGAGGGCUCCGCUGGUAGUUGGACGAACGGUCAAUUUGAAAACUGAAAUACUUCCGGUCGCUUCGCCUACAUUGAACGAUACUUUCUUAGAAAAAGAUGGCAAUACUUGCUUCUAUGGCAAGUGUUACUAUUGUAAGCCUGAAGAUGCUGCCUGUGCAGAUGGAGUUAUGAUGGAGGGGUCUUUGACCUUGUGGCUGCCACCUGAUCUUAAACUCAAGAAGUGGAGACAUCUUUGGUCAAGGACAUACAAAGAUGGAAAGAAAGCAAAAUGGGAAACAGACGACCAGUACUGCAUUGAUCUGAUGAAGAGGGUCCCUCCUGAACGACAUCCCCUCAUCCUACAUAUGACGGAUGGUGCUGUCUUUGACUACCUGAUAGGCAAUGCUGAUAGACACAUGUAUGAGACCUUUGAGAAGGAUGGAGAUAGGGGCAUGCUCCUUCAUAUGGACAAUGCAAAGAGUUUUGGCAAUCCUUACUUGGAUGAAGGUACUAUCUUGGCCCCUAUCUAUCAGUGUUGUAGAUUGAGACGAAGCACAUGGAACACACUCCAGCAAUUCAAAGAUGGUCGCCUUAGUCAGGUGAUGAGUCAGGUGCUGUCACAUGACCCCACAGCUCCGGUCCUAACCAACUGGCAUCUGGAAGCUCUUGACAGACGGCUCAACGACAUCAUUGACACCAUGCACAACUGCUUCACCAAACAUGGAGAGGAUGUAGUCUUGAUAGACUGAAUCAGACAAGAGACCAGACUGGAUUCUUGUGGUUUGUUUGUCUCACCUGCAUAGCAGAGUGAGACUAUAGGCGCCGCUUUUCCGACGGCGGCGGCGGCAGCGACGGCGGCGGCGGCGGCGUCAACACCAAAUCUUAACCUGAGGUUAAGUUUUUGAAAUGACAGCAUAACUUAGAAAGUAUAUGGACCUAGUUCAUGAAACUUGGCCAUAAGGUUAAUCAAGUAUUACUGAACAUCCUGCCUGAGUUUCAUGUCACAUGACCAAGGUCAAAGGUCAUUUAGGGUCAAUGAACUUAGACCAUGUUGGGGGAAUCAACAUCAAAAUCUUAACCUAAGGUUAAGUUUUUGAAAUGUCAUCAUAACUUAGAAAAUAUAUGGACCUAGUUCAUGAAACUUAUACAUAAGGUUAAUCAAGUAUCACUGAACAUCCUGCAUGAGUUUCACGUCACAUGACCAAGGUCAAAGGUCAUUUAGGGUCAAUGAACUUUGGCCGAAUUGGGGGUAUCUGUUGAAUUACCAUCAUAACUUUGAAAGUUUAUGGAUCUGAUUCAUGAAACUUGGACAUAAUAGUAAUCAAGUAUUACUGAACAUCUUGUGCAAGUUUCAGGUCACAUGAUCAAGGUCAAAGGUCAUUUAGGGUCAAUGAACUUUGGCCAAAUUGGGGUAUUUGUUGAAUUACAGCCAUAAAUUUGAAAGUGUGUUGGUCUAGUUCAUAAAACUUGGACAUAAUAGUAAUCAAGUAUCACUGAACAUCCUGUGCGAGUUUCAGGUCACAUGAUCAAGGUCAAAGGUCAUGUAAGGUCAAAGAACUUUGGCCACGUUGGGGGUAUUUGUUGAAUUGCCAUCAUAUCUCUAAUAAGUGUAUUGGUCUAGUUCAUAAAACGUGGAAAUAAGAGUAACCAAGUAUCACUGAACAUCUUGUGCGAGUUAUAGUAGUUUUCAAAAUCAGCACUGCUGCAAUAUUGAAUCGCGUGAUGCAGGUGAGACGGCCAGAGGCAUUCCACUUGUUUAAGAUUACGAGACUCGCAGGAAGUAUGCUGACUAGAAGCAAGCCAAGGUCCCCAUUGUGAUGCAGAUGAAUUUUUGAUGGCCCUACUGUGUUACUGUUAGCCUGAAGAGGAUUUUGUUUACACCCAGCACAUUGAUUGAUCAGGACAAGACCAUUUGUGUAGCUGGUCUAAGGGUAUUUAGAUUUAUACACUGACCAAGUGAUGCGAAUAAAUAUCUUCCUGUAGAUGUCAAGCAGCAGUACUCUGUCCUCCACCUCUUUGGCGGGAAGUGGGCCAUUCUCGUAAAGCACAAAACUGAUCAAGAUUACACUGUUCUCCAUAUGCCAUCGUUCUUUAGGUUGUUUUGUGACAAGGAGACAUUCUGGAAUGGUAAAGGUUCCAAAGUGAUCAAAGGAAUUCUUCUAGAAUUCUUCUGUUACAGGUAAAUACUUUCUUAAUCACGUUGCCACGUAAAGGAUUGUUGUCAUCCAAAUCAUUGAUCAAGGAUAGACUGGUCUUGACACUGAUCAGAGUACUUUAGUUCUUCAUCCUGACAUGAACCCAUUAACUUUUUGGAAGGAUGCUGAAAGGAAGACAUCAAAGGUCCGUCUUUUUUAUCAUGCGAUUAACCUUUGUUUUGAACCAAGUUAUCAGAAACUGCGAUAUAUCAGGGAGGGUAAGGUAUGCUCAAGUAUCGUUUUUGUAAUGGUAUGCAUACAUUUUAAACAAAUACUUAUCUUGCUAACAGAAUCAGGUCUUGCCUUACUAAAUAAAACAUUAAUUUUGUCUAAAGAUAUUUGUCACAUAUCAACCAAGGUGCUUAGAUAAUUGGCAAAGAUUUAGAAGAUGAGUAGUCUGUUGCAACACCAUAAUUCAUGAAGGUUUGGUCAGUGAGUUCUCUGCAAUUCUAUGUGUGCUAUCGGGCCAAGCGUAAUACUAAGAUUAUGCUACUAGUCAGAGUCCAGCAGCAAGACGAACCAUGUAUUUCCUUGUAACGUUUCUACUCUAUAAAUCUUUCAAUAAAUUCUAGCAAUAUCAAAGUGAGUUUUCAAUCUAAAGUUGGGUGAUUAAACUUUCAGUGAAUAAAAAGUAAUCAGUACUAACGCUGUUAGCAACUCACCAUUUUCUCUCCCUUUUGUAGCCAUUUUCUAACCCUUUUCAUAGCUCUUUAUACCCGUUUUGUAGGCCUUUUGAAAUAUUGCUAGAAAACAAGCUAAUUUUCCCCUGU